UCCAAGGCCAUGGGCAUCAUGAACUCCUUCGUGAACGACAUCUUCGAGCGCAUCGCCGGCGAGGCGUCGCGCCUGGCGCACUACAACAAGCGCUCGACCAUCACGUCCCGCGAGAUCCAGACGGCCGUGCGGCUGCUGCUGCCCGGCGAGCUGGCCAAGCACGCCGUGUCCGAGGGCACCAAGGCGGUCACCAAGUACACCAGCUCCAAAGUGGCAGUUUGCGGGUGUUUUCUUCCCAGCUAUAGCAGAGAAGUCCCAAGGACCCCUGCAGAGUGCAAGAAGACCCCAAGUAGAUGGACACUUUGGAGGAUGUGGAACUCAGCAGUCCGUGGUCCCUUUGUCUCACCCUCUGUCACAGCCAGAGUCCGUUAAAAUUAGCUACUAAGGCUUCCACCUUUCUGGACCUUCAUUUUAGUCGCAGGUUUCGCCCUCACCCGCACCCCCACCCCCACUCCAAGCCCAACCCUUGCGCGGUCAGGAAUCGAAUUUGGCCAAGGGCUACAAUGGAUGUCAUCUUCCUCUUGACCUCCAGGAGGCGUCUAUUACCGCCUUGAAAUGCUCCCGAGGCUUUCAAAAUGUCUCCCUCCGUUUUUCUUCUCACCUGACUUCCCUUAUCCUGUUCGUAUUCCUCUGCCCACCCCUAAACCCAUAAGCCCACCUGGACUCUACCUAUUCCCGCCUCUUCACUCAUCCCAAGGAGUCUAUCUACUCCCGGGCUGCCAACUAACACCCAGAUUUAUUUCAUAAACGCAGAUCCUUACAUUUAAUUGCUUACUCGAUAAUUCACCUCUUUUGUUCCAAAAAACACCUUAAUCAUCCCAAGGUGAACUCAUGUAAACAACUCCCAAAUUUCUCUUUGCCCGCUAUCCCGGAGUUGCACCAACAAACUUCAGGUACCAAAACCCGAAUCUAUUUAAAGCAGAGCAAUAAGGGGAGAGACACUCCCAGGGAGAAAGACUCUUCCCGUACAGUGACGCAAUUAUCACUGUACACAGAACCAACCAGAAGACGCUCUUUUCAAUCCUUCAUUAGCAUGUGGACACAACUAUUCAAAAGACAUUGUUCCAGAGCUUUAUUUACAUACAGCCGUAAACCAAGCGAGCUUUUCCCCAAGAUAGUUCACCCGUGGCCUAAGGCUAACGAGAGUGAUUAAUAAUAGGACAAUGCCCCACUACCUUAUUUGUACCGGGGAGAUAACCCGAAAAUUUUAGAUACAAAAGACCUCUUUCGCCUAUCCUAGGCCCUGCUGCGGGUCUUUUCCUCUGCUCCCCUCUCCGUGUAAAGCGUACUUUUCCACCUUCAAUAAACGUACAACUCUGCUGCCUUU
Molecule: messenger RNA, 1327 nt
Organism: Chinchilla lanigera (long-tailed chinchilla)
Lineage: Eukaryota; Metazoa; Chordata; Mammalia; Rodentia; Chinchillidae
Product: late histone H2B.L4-like
Exons: 2
Coding region: 10-372 (120 amino acids)
Cellular component (GO): nucleosome
Molecular function (GO): protein heterodimerization activity; structural constituent of chromatin; DNA binding
Source: RefSeq, a predicted model, not a curated record